This is a messenger RNA of Syzygium oleosum, 1605 nucleotides long. RefSeq lists its product as uncharacterized. The transcript is spliced from 2 exons. The coding region runs from base 291 to 1193 and encodes 300 amino acids. The record is from RefSeq and is a predicted model, not a curated record. NCBI's taxonomy places the organism in Eukaryota, Viridiplantae, Streptophyta, Magnoliopsida, Myrtales, Myrtaceae.
CUAAAAAAAAAAAUAAAUUCUCGUGUUAUACUGUAGCAUAAUUGUCCGUCCAAUAAAUCUCUGCGAUUCUCGCAUAAGAUACUGUCGGCUCGAGCUUUGCUCGGACACGUGGUGCUUGUAUACCAGACCACCGUGUGUUCGCCGAUCCCAUUCAUUAUCGGCUGGAGAGGAGAGCUGCUGCUGUUCUCUCGAGGCUCAGAGCCUGAGCAGCGACCCCCGAGAUUCCUUGCUUCUCCGGUUGGAGGCUCCGAGGAAAGCUGAGCUGGUGGUGGCGCUGCCGGAGCUCCUCCAUGGACAGGGGAGGCGCGUUCUGGUUCGGUAGAUCUGGCGUCGGUGCCGACAAGCUCGUCCCGAUAAUCGACCCGGUAAUGCUCAGAUUCCGGCCGAUAGCGCCGAAACCGGCCGCGGGCGGACCGGUAUCCGGCGCCGGUGACCUCCCGGAGAGCAGGAGCUGGCUCGCCGUGAAGAGGAGGGUGAAGAGGAGGUACGUUAGGGUUCGGAAGAAUAAUAGCCAGUGCAAGAGGAGGAGCAGGUCGCAGGGCGGAGGUCGCCGUCGCGGGAAGCCCGUAUUGACCCUCCAGCUCCUGCCGGAGAAAGCCGAGCCGCGGGAGUCGAUGGCCUCCGGCGUUCCCCUGGAUCUCGUUCCGAUGAUAAUAACCCCGAGGGAAUUUUCCCAGCCAGAUCGCGAAAGGCCCUUGAAGUUCAACGUGGACGGCGAGAACUCGUGGGAUCCGACGGUGGUGAACCCGCUCACGCGAGCCGUCGCCGUGUCAUGGCUGACGGUGGAGAGGGUCGGCGUCGAUCCGUGCAUGGGAGCGGUCGGAGAAUUCUUUCCAGGGAGCACGGACGACGAGAAGAUAAAGAAUCUCCGGUCCGACACGUGUCCCGUUCUGGUGUCGGACUUCCAGAACCGGGUUCAUUGGGUGAACGACGCGUACGUCUGGUUCGCGAGUGGCCAGAAUAGAGGAGAAGUCGAGCACGAUCCCCAUCGGCCGCCACCGGAGAUCGAGGUGAGGCUGGUGGCGAAGGAAAGGCUGCCGACUUGGCAGCGGGCCUUCACGUGCCAGGUGACAUGGCGGGACGAGCGGUGGACGAGGGCGAGGACCGUGCCCUGCGACGUGUGGAGGCUGGACGGGUUUGGAGGGUUUGCAUGGAGACUCGACGUGAAGGCCGCUCUCGGCUUAGCGUUUUGAAAUGAAUAUCGCAGAGAACAAAACCCUCCGUAAAGGGGGUCACUUCAAGCUCAGUGAGGUGUGUGUUCGACAGAGAUUGAAGCUGAAAAAGAUCAGUCGAACACGGAACAAUGUAGAGUCCGAAGCUUGGAGACUGGAGGGAACUCGGUCUAAAGCUUAUAGCCUCAAAAACAAUGCUGUGGUUUUAUGUACCUGUAGAAAGAUGAAAAUGGUGGCAAAAUAUAUCUAUUUGGUAAAGUCUCGUAUGUAGUGAUAUACAUUCGGGAAAUCUGGAAAGAUCAGAUGUUUCUGAUGAAACUGAUGUCAGAUUCUAGCCAUGGCAACGAACUAAUCUUGCCAAUGCCUUGUAUAUUAAUUGUAAUGUGUGCUUUGUGGUAAGUGAAAAGGCAGGAGUUGUUUGUGCCAGCUAAAA